UUAGCUUCAACUAAUCAAAAUCCAAAUCAGCCGAUCAGCUUCCUCUUUCUUCCUCCUCUCAUCCUUCCGGUCGCCGCCGCCGCUGGUCCACCUCCCCUCCCCUCCCUCCCUUCUCCACCCAGAACCUUCCCCUGCAUCUCUCUCCCGUUUCUCUCCGGGUCACGCAUCGAUCGGUCUCCCGGCGCCGUACUGCCUCUCUUCCUCGCCGCGCUGCACCGAGCGCUGGGUCCGCCGAUUCGGCUGUGGCGCGGGUCAACCGCACCGACGCGGCGCCGCGCCUCGACGCCCGGAAGCUGCUCCUCUCCCCCCGCGCAACGCGCCGCGGACCUCGUGGCGGAGGCUCUGGUUAGUCGUCGUCGUUACCGGGGCUUCUCAUGUUGGACCCAAGAUCGGAAAUCUACCCCACCAUAGCGUAUCGUCCUAUCCAGCCUUCCGAUCUCGAGGUUCUUGAGAAUAUUCACCUCGCGCUGUUUCCCAUAAGAUACGAGAGAGAGUUCUUCUUGAACGUGGUCAACGGCAAUGGUAUUAUUUCUUGGGGUGCUGUGGAUACCAGCAGAUCAGAUGACCGCAGAGAUGAGCUGAUAGGCUUUGUAACCACGAGAAUAAUUGCAGCACAAGAUAGCGAGAUUGAGGACUUGUUUAGGUAUAACAGCUCACGCAAAGAUCUGACACUUCUGUAUAUCCUGACGCUCGGUGUAGUGGAGAGCUACAGAAACCUCGGCAUAGCAUCCUCACUGGUCCGAGAGGUGAUUAAAUAUGCUGCAAGUAUCUCAAAUUGCAGGGGUGUCUAUUUGCAUGUCAUCUCAUAUAACCAACCUGCUAUCAGCUUUUACAAUAAGAUGCUAUUUAAGCUUGUCAGACGACUUCCACAUUUCUAUUACAUAAGAGGGCAGCAUUAUGAUUCAUACUUGUUUGUGUACUAUGUCAAUGGGGGCCGUUCGCCUUGCUCACCACUGGAGGUCAUAACUUCAUUUGUUGUUGACUUCAGGGCUUUCCUGAAGAUGGUGGUUGCCAGGUUCUGGAACAAAGAGGAGAGAAGUACACCCAGAUGGUCCAGGUGCAAGGAAUCGACCACUCUCUUGGUAUCUCAGAAUAACAAGAGGAUCAUUGGUGGUGAUGAUACGAGAUGUCAUGUCUAACUUUAGGUGCAGCUGGGAUGUUGUUUUCUCUUGUUUUUGUGGAAACCUCAGUUUGUUUAAAAACCGUAGCUUGCUACGUUGUUGUAUCUGAUAAGUUAGCAAACCAGGUACAUAAUUUCUCGAUAGUCAUAGUCACAUUCAUUUGUAAAGAGAGGAAAACUGAAAGGAGAGAAAUAAAUGUCACCUGCUUCUUGUAACGUUUGAUAGCCUCAUUCAUUCAUGUAGUACUGUUUAGUUGAUCGUUAAACUGAUGUACCAAGUGGAUCUUUCUGUAUACCAUGCAAAGCACAUCAGUUCUACUGGUUUGCAGUGUUCAAUA
Messenger RNA from Oryza sativa Japonica Group (Japanese rice), 1458 nucleotides. RefSeq names its product histone acetyltransferase MCC1. Gene Ontology annotation, cellular component: Golgi membrane. NCBI's taxonomy places the organism in Eukaryota, Viridiplantae, Streptophyta, Magnoliopsida, Poales, Poaceae. The record is from RefSeq and is a predicted model, not a curated record. Gene Ontology annotation, biological process: N-terminal peptidyl-methionine acetylation. Gene Ontology annotation, molecular function: protein-N-terminal amino-acid acetyltransferase activity; histone acetyltransferase activity.